Messenger RNA from Heterobilharzia americana, 2655 nucleotides. Lineage: Eukaryota; Metazoa; Platyhelminthes; Trematoda; Strigeidida; Schistosomatidae. The record is from the annotation of a GenBank genome assembly.
AUGACCAACCCUGAAGAUUUGAGUAGCUCAGAAAUACAAGCGUUUAUCACAAAAGUUAAAAGUUUACCUGGGGGAACGAACAUUCAACAAGAUGAGGCUGAAAAGGCAGCUCAUCUGUACCUCAGAGCUCGCAAAAGAGAUGUUGAACGUGCUGUGGAAUUAUACAAAGCGAAUAAGCGUAUGCGCUAUACAGAAAAUGUAGAUUCAAUCGACCCUUUAGAAGACGGAGUUCGACGAGAACUACUAUCUGGGAAGUUUACUGUACUGCCAGCUGUAUGUGAUGAUGAAAUAGACGCAACUGUUGCAAUAUUCACUGCCUAUCGUCAUUGGCCACCAUUAACAACACAUAGAGAUACUUUGAAAGGUGUUCUCUACCAGUUGGAUGCAGCAAUGAUGGAUGAACAAUCUCAAAAGAAAGGACUUAUUGUACUCUAUGAUAUGCGUGAUACAAAAUAUUCAAACUUUGAUUAUCAUUUAUGUAUCAAGUUAUUGAAUCUAUUCAAGGGUGUUUAUCCUGCUCGUCUACGAAAAGUUAUCAUUAUUGAACCACCAUUUUGGUUUCGUGCACCAUUCAAUGUGCUUCGUUUAUUUGUUCGUGAAAAAAUGCGUGAUCGGAUAUAUUCUGUUGGUUAUGAUGAAUUAAAUAUUCAUUUACCGAAUACAACAUUAACACGUUUAUUUAGUCAAUUGAAUUCUAAUCAACAUUUUGAUUGGUUAUUAAAUUGUCUUAAACGUACUGGUCAUAUAUCUCAUAUACCAAAUGAUUAUUUUACACCUCCAUCAUUAUCAUCAAUUUAUCAGCAUAAUCCAUUAUUAGGGAAUGAAUUUAUUGUUCAACUUAAUCUAUAUCAUAAUGAUGAUGAUAAUAAUAAUAAUGAUAUGAAUAUGAAUACUAAUAAUAAUGUCAUCACAUUACCUCGACAUAACAAUACAACUAAUACAAAUAUUCAUCUAUCUUCUAUUCAUGGAUCAUUACGUUAUCCUGUAAAACAUCGAAGAUGUUCAGAUGAUUCUUCAAUGAUAACAAUUGAAACAACACCCAGUUCAGUAGUAGUAGGCGAAGGAGAAGAAGAAGUAGUAGUAGAACGUGAAACAAUACCUAUAACAAGAUUACAUAAUUAUCUAAUGAAUGAAAAUAUUUCAUCAGUAAAUAAUUUGCAAACAUCAACAUUACCUUGUCGUAGUUUACUAACUUCUACAACUAUCAAUAAUGUUUUUAUAAAUAAGUUGAAUAAUCGUAUGACUGAUUCAAUGUUUCAAUCAUUCAAUAGACGUAUAUUUUAUCAAUCUGAUCAUCAUUUCUCUCAGUUCACUUUACCAAAAACUAAAAAUAAUCAUGGUAACAACAGUGGUGGUGGUGGUGGUGGUAGUAGUAUUACCUCUACAAAUUUCACCGAUUGUAAUUCAUUAAAGAAUCGAUUAUAUAUUACAAAUCCUUUAUCACAAACACGAUUAUCUAUAUCAGAAUUUAUCAAUCGAGUACAAAGUGUUGGUUCUACAGGAACAUGUACACGAUUUGCACAAGCUUCUAAUAAACGUCGUAAUCGUUAUCUAGAUGUUCCGUGCUUAGAUGCAACAGCAGUUGAAUUAUCAGAUAAUACAUAUAUACAUGCUAACUGGGUGGAUGGUUAUCGAUGCCCACGUGCAUAUAUUUUAGCUCAAGGUCCUUUGGAAAACACUACACGAGAAUUUUGGAUGACUAUCUGGGAGCAUAGAGUUGUGACUAUUAUUAUGUUGACUAAAAUUAUUGAAGGUCAACGUCCCAAAUGUGCAUUAUACUGGCCAACAAGAAAUCCUUUAAAAACACAAAAUUCCCGUCAUUCUCAUCAUAUAAAUAAUACUAGUUUGCAGAGUAUGAUGAUUCCCAAAGACUUAGAUAGUAAGUUGGUCUCAGAGACAAUACCAAUUAGUGCAAAUUAUGGAGAAUUUCAAGUAGUGAAUUGUGGUGAAUUUAUUGAAGCUGAUGGAUUGUAUCGACGAAGUGUUUUAGAGGUGACAUGUAAAUCGUCUACAACAAUUGUCAAUAGUAUGGAGAGUAAUCGACAGAAAUCUAAAAGUGAUAUACCCAUCAAUUCUAAGAAUUCCAGUGUUAUAUCAGUCAAUCCAUUAGUGGAGAGUAAUAAGAAAUUGGAAGUAUAUCACUACUUAUAUUUAGGUUGGCCUGAUUUUGAUGUUCCAGUUGAUUCAGAAAGUUUUUUAAAAUUUCUUUUCACUGUAAAACAAAGUCAUAAGACAAGAUCAAGUAGAAAUUUAUCAGCAUCUUUAUCAUCUUCAUCAAUAUUAGUAAAUCAUAUGAAUGAUAAAUCAAAUUCUAUAUCACCAUUAUUAGUACACUGUAGUGCUGGUAUCGGUCGUACAGGAACUUUUGUUACAACAGAUAUCUGUUUACAACAAGCAAAUAAUGAAGGUUAUCUUGAUGUACCAGCAGUUGUCAGUCAACUAAGAUGUCAACGUGCUGGAGCUGUACAAGUCGGUAAACAAUAUGCAUUUAUUCAUCAAGCACUUGUAUCUCAACUAUCAAAGGGGAAACAAGUGAAUACUAAUCAUAGUAAUAAUAAUGAUAAUAAUGAUAAGAGAGAAGGUGAAAGUACAAUAUGCUAUACAUUAUAUCAUAUUAUGCUCCCAGAUCACUUAAACAAUAAUAAUGAGAUGUAA